Messenger RNA from Exophiala spinifera, 1116 nucleotides. RefSeq lists its product as uncharacterized. The record is from RefSeq and is a predicted model, not a curated record. The transcript is spliced from 2 exons. The coding region runs from base 1 to 1116 and encodes 371 amino acids. Lineage: Eukaryota; Fungi; Ascomycota; Eurotiomycetes; Chaetothyriales; Herpotrichiellaceae.
AUGCCAAUUUUCAAGACUUCUGCGCUCCUCCCCCUUCUAUGCGCCGCCUCGUCACUUUUCGGUGUUUCUUCCGCGAACCCAAUCGUGGGCCGCCGCCCCGGCACUGAACCUGCCUCGUACACACUCGGAACGGUCCACCAGUUCCCCAAUUUCACAUGGCUUGAGAAUCUUGCAAUCCGUGCUACCGGUGAGAUUGUGGCGACUGAUAUUUCCAACGCCGUCAUCUACCUCAUCGACCCAAAGGAGAAUCCUGCUCCUGCCUCAGUCAUCGCUCAAUUUCCUCCUGGCACCAGCCUAACCGGCAUCGCGGAGCUCAGUCCCGAUCUUUUCUACGUCCAGUCCGUCGAUGGCUUUGUGUACAAUUUCACCUUCACGCCAGGCACCGCGAAGCUAUGGGAGGUCGAUCUACGCGAUCAAGCCCGUGGCGCGGUUGUGACCAAGGUUCUGGAUAUGCCCGAGAACAAGGUCCCGAAUGGCCUGGGGGUGCUGCCGACCGGGAGAAAGGGGAAGGGCGAAUCGAACCUACUCCUCAGCGCAGAUUCGGCCGGCGGAGUGGUCUACCUCAUCGACGUGGUCCAUAAAAGUUAUCAUGUCGUUUUCGACGACCCGCUACUGAAGCCAAACGCCACGGCACGCCCGGCUUUCGGGGUCAACGGCGUCCACGUCGUUCCGGGUGAUGCCAAAGCCGACACCUCGACGUUGUACUUCACGAACACAAACUUUGGCUACCUCGGUGCCGUGACCAUUGGCAAGAAUGAUGGGACGCCCCGAGGCAAGCCGUGGCUGAUAACCGACAAGGUCCCGGCGGCAGAUGAUUUUGCGAUCGACUCGGACGGAUCGUUCUGGGUGACGCAGAACGUCCGUCAGACCUUGUCGCUUGUGUCGUCGGAUGGGACCGUGACGUUCGUGGCCGGAGGCGUGAACUCCACGGACCUCCUGGGACCGGUGGCCGCGGCCUUUGGACGGACCUCCGAGGACCGUGCGAACGGCGUAUUGUACAUAUCAACGGAUGGCGUGCUGGUAGAUCCAGCCACGGGCAGAGUGUUGAGGACUGCUGGCAAGAUCGCCAAGCUUGCCACGAAACGCGGUGGUGGACAGGGAUGGGGCGAUUGGUAA